Molecule: messenger RNA, 5909 nt
Organism: Betta splendens (Siamese fighting fish)
Lineage: Eukaryota; Metazoa; Chordata; Actinopteri; Anabantiformes; Osphronemidae
Product: chloride channel protein 2-like
Exons: 28
Coding region: 263-3064 (933 amino acids)
Biological process (GO): chloride transport; transmembrane transport
Cellular component (GO): membrane
Molecular function (GO): voltage-gated chloride channel activity
Source: RefSeq, a predicted model, not a curated record
AGAGCCUCCUGCGCAGCAUUCCGCGUGUGUCCGUGGGGCUGAGACUGCGUGGCUGUGCCGCGAGACGACAUCUGCGGGCUGCAUUCCCGUAAAGCAGCUCUGCAGGAGAAAGCAUGGACACGGAAAACAGAAAGAAAGAUGCCUGCACCCGAAGACACAACCCGCUGUGGCUCCAGGAAACAGCGCUUCCGGCUGAUGUCCAGGUUUGAGCCAAACAGCAAGAUACUGUGACUUUGCUGAACCAAGAACCAAGGUCUUCGUCAUGGCUGCCACUCUGAGAUGGUCUAAGCCUCUUCCUGUGAUGUACGGCCGCUACACCCAGGAGCUCGGGGUGUUCGCCAAAGAAGAAGCCGCUCGGCUGAGGGAGAGCGAGCAGAGGCGGUCGGUCCGAGAUCGGACUCGCACUCUGGACCUCCUGGAGUACGAAAAGGGUCGCUGUGCCAAGUGUCGCAGGUCAGGGUACCCAUAUGUUCUGGAAGCCCCAGCCCAGGACUUUGUCUCUGUAUGCACGGUUCGCUGUCAGAAGUUCCUGAUCUCGCGUGUUGGAGAGGACUGGAUCUUCCUCAUCCUGCUGGGACUCGUCAUGGCCCUGGUCAGCUGGGUCAUGGACUUCUGCAUCGCCAUAUGCCUCCAAGCACAGAAGUGGAUGUACGGUGGGUUGGACAGCAACAUGUUCCUGCAGUACCUGGCCUGGGUCACCUACCCUGUGGUCCUCAUCACCUUCUCCGCAGGCUUCACCCAGAUCCUCGCCCCACAGGCUGUUGGUUCGGGCAUUCCAGAGAUGAAGACCAUCCUGAGAGGAGUGGUUCUGAAGGAGUACCUCACCUUUAAAACAUUUGUGGCUAAAGUCAUCGGUCUCACCUGCGCUCUGGGAAGCGGCAUGCCUCUGGGCAAAGAGGGUCCAUUUGUACACGUCGCCAGUUUGUGUGCUGCUCUUCUCAGCAAGUUCAUGUCUCUCUUUGGAGGAAUUUAUGAGGAGCCCAGCCUUGUAGGCAUCAAGGAUCUCAUAGGAACGAAGAAUGAGUCGAGGAACAUCGAGAUGCUGGCAGCAGCCUGUGCUGUGGGGGUGGGCUGCUGUUUCGCUGCCCCCAUAGGAGGAGUGUUGUUUAGUAUUGAAGUAACGUCCACAUUCUUCGCUGUGAGGAAUUACUGGAGAGGGUUCUUCGCUGCUACCUUCAGUGCCUUCAUCUUCAGAGUGCUGGCUGUUUGGAACAGGGAUGAAGAGACUAUCACAGCCCUGUUUAAGACCAACUUUCGACUGGACUUUCCCUUCGACCUCCAGGAGCUUCCGGCCUUUGCUGUUGUUGGGAUUGCCAGUGGGUUUGGUGGUGCUUUGUUCGUCUACCUGAACAGACAGUUCGUCCUGUUCAUGAGGAAGCAAAAGGCCAUCAACAAGUUUCUCAUGAAAAAACGUCUGCUGUUUCCAGCUGUGGUCACUUUAGUUAUUUCCUCGCUAACAUUUCCCCCUGGCUUCGGACAGUUUAUGGCUGGGCAGUUGACCCAGAAGGAGACUCUGGUGACAUUUUUCGAUAACCUCACAUGGGCUAAACAGGGAAUCUCCCACGAGUUUGACUACAUGGGAUAUUCCCAAGCCUGGAGACACCCACAGAUUAACGUCUUCAUCAUGCUGGUCCUCUUCAUCAUCAUGAAGUUCUGGAUGUCGGCCCUGGCCACGACCAUCCCCGUGCCUUGUGGAGCCUUCAUGCCAGUAUUUGUUAUUGGGGCAGCAUUCGGUCGUCUGGUUGGAGAGAGCAUGGCAGCCUGGUUUCCAGAUGGCAUUAACACAGAUGGCACCAUCUACCCCAUCGUGCCAGGAGGCUACGCUGUUGUGGGUGCAGCAGCCUUGUCCGGGGCCGUCACCCACACUGUUUCCACUGCCGUCAUCGUGUUCGAGCUGACGGGACAGAUCUCCCACAUCCUGCCGGUGAUGAUCGCGGUGAUCCUGGCCAACGCCGUGGCCCAGUCCCUGCAGCCCUCCCUGUACGACUCCAUCAUAAGGAUCAAGAAGCUGCCGUACCUCCCGGAGCUGGGCUGGGGACACCAUGAGAAAUAUAACAUCCGCGUGGAGGACAUCAUGGUGAGGGACGUGCGGUACAUCACUCUGAACUGCUGCUACCGAGACCUGCACAACGUGCUGCUGACAGGAAACCUCAAGACUCUAGCGCUGGUGGAAUCAGCAGAGUCUAUGAUCUUGCUGGGCUCCAUCGAGCGCGCUCAGCUCCAGUCGCUGCUCUCUCAGCAACUCAGUCGCGCCAGGCGGCUAGAGUACAUCAGGCAAAGAUCUGUUGUGGAGAAGAAGCACCUGUCGGAGGUGUCGAACCCCAGCAGCGAGGACGGCAACCAGCGAGCCAGUCAGGAGGUCCGCUUCCAGAUCUCCACUGAGGAAUCCUCUUUCAGUCCUGCCCGUCCCGUUUCUCAAAAGCCCCUAAAACCUGCACUGAAGAGAUCUUCUGUGAUGGAGCGAAGCAUCGAGAUCCCCACUAGUCCACAUGAUAAUUCAGGCAUCGCUUUAAAGAGCCUAUUCUGCGCCAGUCGAGACACAGAAGGCCUGGAGAAAAACAACAACUUGGAGAGAGCGCCGUCUCCUGAGCUCAGGAGGCCGUCCAAAAGAGUCCGGAUAUCUGUUGUGGAUGAUGGCGAUUUGGAGGAUGACAUGACCAUUAGAGAGAUUGCAGAGUGGGAGGAGAAGCAGCUUGAUGAGCAGGUCAACUUUAACAACUGCAAGAUCGACCCGGCCCCGUUCCAGCUGGUGGAGCGCACGUCGCUGCAUAAGACCCACACCAUCUUCUCCCUGCUGGGCCUCGACCACGCCUACGUCACCAGCAUUGGACGCCUCAUUGGUGUGGUUUCCCUCAAAGAGCUUCGCAAGGCCAUCGAGGGCUCUGUGAACGUCAAAGGCGUGAAGGUGCGUCCUCCUCUGGCCAGUUUCCGAGACAGUGGCCCCACCGGCAGCAGCAGCAGCGAGAGCGAGGCCACCGAGCUCCACAAACUGUGGGACCGGCACCGGAGCGUCUCGCUCCCUCGCGAGCACGUCCCGUCAGAAUCAGACGAGAAGUCGCAAUGAAGGAAAGUACAGCUAAGGAGGAAGAGGAGGAGGAGGAGGAGUGAGGCGCUAACGUCUCCAUCCCCCCAAAGCCACAAACAUGCAUCAAACCUCAGGGCGUAGGAUCAAUAUUUAAUUGAGGAAGGAGUUGUUCUCUAACGCCAGGCUUCUCUCAACUCCUCAUCUGCUCCUGUCUCAACAACCAGCGCUUUCACCUGGAGCCUGACACCACACGGAGGAAGUGGGACACUGCUCAGCAUCUGCUGAGGAACCCACAGCAGAGCCCACGGGUGGGGUUUUAUGAACAGACGUGUUAAUCAAAUCCAGUGAGGGACUGGGGAUGGGUUGAAAUCUACAAAAAGGGUUCGUGUUGUUAGCAAACUUUAAGUAUCUUCAAGAUCAAAUCAUGCCAGAGUCGUCUUUUUAACCAGUCUUUUAACCAGUCAGUCAACCAGUAGAGAGGAGAGAGAGAGGCAGCAAGCAAAUACUCCUCACCUGUAGUUUGCCUUUGGGAAACAUGUCAUCCCUUAUUUUCCAGGUUGGAUAAUAACUUUUCCGCCUGUUCAGGUGCUCUGGGUUUAACUGGAACCUUCAUCAUCUCUUCACUGCGAGUCUUAGUGUUCGGGCGCGGACGCACCCGUCGCCAGCGCUAAAAGCACCUGUGGUCCUUUACAUUGACACUUUGUGUUUCUCUUCUCGCUGUAGCUUUUGCCUUGAAUCACAAUGCACAGAUACGUACGCACAAACACCGGGCGGCGACGCACUCCAACAGCGCAGGUUCUCUGCUCAUCUAAAUAUAGCUCCUAAUACCCGGUCCAGAGAAGAGAGGCAGGGAGUGAAGACAUCAUUACCUAACCAGCUGCUCUGGGCCUCCUCAUGGACUCGCCUUUGAUCACCAUCUUAGCUCACCUCCAUUACUAUCAGAGACUCAGCAGCCUGUAUGAUGUAAUGCUGGGGAGCGACAGACGCCGCUUCCACCCUACGUGGCCCCGGUGACGAUGCACGAGCAGCAUCCGAGCUUAGCAGCAGUGACGCUAAUGACACUGAAGGAAAGUUGUGAGCGUUCGGUCAUGUUGGCUGGAACCAGUCAGGCCUUGAAUGGUGUUACUGGCAGCGGCGUUUUUGAUUCAGCAAAACGUCAGAGGUGAUAGACAGCGCGUGAGUACGGAGCGUUUAAUAAUUGAUGUCCAGAAUAAUGCUUGAGGCUUGUCAGCAUCCACAAAGCUUUGAUUUGUUGCACAUUUCCUUUUUUUUUUAGUUUCUUCUGUUCCGAUGCUCCUUCUUUUGUUUUUCUUCUUUUUAUUUAUUUAAUCUCUGGACCAGAUGCUGACGUCCACUGCGUCUGUUGGGACGUGAGCUGCUGUGGCUACGCCUUCUGAAUGCAUUCACACCCAGUGGCGUUGACUUCCCCUCGCGUUUCACUUACUGACUGUUGAUGGUCUCAUCGUGCAGAGUUACCAGCACUGCUUUGCACCAGAGGUUUCGUAGUAAAUGAUCACACGUAUCCAAAAAACAAAAGCUUGACAAAACUGAACACGAGCUCAGUGGAUGGUGUCUAAUGCUAACUGUGUGUUUUUACUGUAUCUGUUCAUACUCCACAAGCAGAUCGUUUCACUUUGAGCUUUAUCUCUCGCCUUAAUUUAAACUGGGAGCGUUUGCCGAGUCAAACUUACAGAUUAAUAUAUUUAACAGCAUUCCAGUAACAUGAAAUCAUAAUUUAACAUCGUAGCACGUCUUAAAUUGUUGACUCUUCUCUUUGUGAAAGAGAUGUUUUGUUUUUCAUUGUGUAUUUCUUCAUCACAUGUGAUUGUUUAUUUCCAAAACGUGUCCGACGGGCGUCGCCAAUGGGCCGAAGGCCGGCGCCGGCUGCCUGACGCGGUCCGACGCGUGUUCCGGCAGUGACGCGUUGCUCCACACGUGGCUGCGUCCGCUCCCUGAACCGGGAGAAUCGCAGGGUGGACGAGGCGCAUUGAAACGCAGAAAUAUGUAAGCGGGCUGGAUGAUGUGUCGGUGCGCUAUGCAAUUAUCGCCAUGGCAACCUGUCGUCACUGCCACCCCACCACCGCAGCCCCCUCCCCUCGGGGACCAGAUUUUCAUUAUUCUGCCUACUGCUUCUCCUUCCCGUCCAUGAACAUGGUUCUCAUCUCAUUUGCCACCAGACACAUGCAUUCAGAUGCGUGUACGAGUCUGUGUAUUACUAAAAGUAGACCUUGUACAGUGUCUUUUUUUUAACUGACGAUUUACUUGUACGGAUGCGAUUUGUGCAAUAAUGGUCAUUAAUCUGUUUUUGUAACCCAGUUUAAAUUGGUGACGUGAAUGAAAGUAACCUUAUUUUUGUAAAGAAACCUGAAAAGUGUAAAAAGGCGUAGGAGAUGAACAGACGGACGCCCGCAGAGCAGCCUGUGUGAGCUCGAGCCAGGCUCGAAUUACAGUUUAAAGAGGUGAAGCGUUCCCAGUAGAACGCUGAAAUAUUUAAGGCCCCGUUUGCACCUUUUUAUGUGUUCGUCUGGAGAAGAAGAAAGGUUUAAAGUUCACCUGUUGGCUUUGGAAGACCUUCCCUGUCUGCUCUGAACCGGUCUGUGCUGCAUCCCGCUACGUUUACCCCCCACCCCCACCCCCAAGCACUGACGCUGAAUCCGCUUUAUCAUGCUCCACUAUCCUUGGCUUCACUCCGAGGGCUCUGAUAAGACCUGAUCCUCACAUCAGCUGUUGAGGGUUAUCUCGCAUCCACUCCUUGGGGACCGUAUCGUGCAUUGUACAUACUUGAGGCCUCCUCUGUGACUGAGCAAAAUCCAGAGCUAUUUUUCACACGGGAAAAUAAAAACAUUAUUUUGUAUAUAUGUUGAAUAAAUGAGAUUUUAACAAA